AUGAUGCACAAACACUACUUUGAAGCGUUGGACAAAACAAUGAGAGAUUUAUUCCGGUUUGUUAAUCCUUCAAGUGCGACUAAUACAUUUGGUGGCAAAAUAGUGGUUUUGGGUGGUGAUUUUAGGCAGAUAUUACCUGUGAUUCCAAAAUGUACAAGAGUUUUAAGAUUGACAAAGAAUCUUCGUUUAAAUAAUAUGGAACCUGGUCUAGAAAUGCAACAAGUGGAAGAGUUUACAAAUUGGAUUGAUUUGAUCGAUGAUGGAACAUUUGGAUGUUCAAAUGAUGAUUGUGCAGAGGUUGAUAUUCCUCAAGAGAUGUUGUUGCCCUCAACUAGUGACCCGAUUUCCACAAUCAUGGAAAGUACAUUUAUGAUGUUUAAGAAUGGAGAUUGUGAUAACAAUUUUCUGGAAAGUCGGGCAAUUUUGGCACCAACACUUCAUGUUGUUAAUUCAAUUAAUGACUACAUGAGUAACAUGCAUAUAGUGGAAACAGGAUAUACUUGA
Messenger RNA from Ipomoea nil (Japanese morning glory), 504 nucleotides. RefSeq lists its product as uncharacterized. The transcript is spliced from 2 exons. The coding region runs from base 1 to 504 and encodes 167 amino acids. Gene Ontology annotation, biological process: DNA repair; telomere maintenance. Lineage: Eukaryota; Viridiplantae; Streptophyta; Magnoliopsida; Solanales; Convolvulaceae. The record is from RefSeq and is a predicted model, not a curated record. Gene Ontology annotation, molecular function: DNA helicase activity.